UCCAUCAUACCACUCUGCACUGUACGAAGAUCUCAGUGGCUAAAUACUCUCAAUAUGCUCAUUCCCCAUCCCAACAUACCCAAUUUCCCUUUUGUUAAAUGCAUAGUUAUUUUACAUAGUAAUUCGCCAUGGAAAAAGGACCACUUACAGAUGAAAAUGCAGAAGAAACUCAAGUUGAAAGCAUUGAUUUGGAGCAGGCAAAAAACCCAAAUUUUUCUGGGGUUCGAAAGAGGAAAUCAGGCAAGUAUGUUGCUGAAAAAUGGGACCCGAUUAAGAAAAUACGGGUAUGGUCGGGUACAUUUAACACUAUUGAAGAAGCUAAUGAGGCUUAUUUAGCGAAGCAACGUGAAUUUACUCAACUUAAUCAAGGUUGUAAUCAAUCUACUGAUUAUGCCCAACACAUGUUUGAUGCAAUGCCAAGCUCAAAUUUGACUAACCCGAUUAAGAAAAAAAGGGUUUGGUUGGGUACAUUUGACACUGCUGAAGAAGCUUCCGAGGCUUAUUUGGCGAAGCAAUGUGAAUUUGCUCAACUUGAAAAUCAUGGUUUUAGUCAAUCCACUGAUUAUGCACACCACAUGUUCGAUGAAAUGCCAAGCUCAAAUUUGACUAUAAAAAGUGGUGCUGCUAAAAGAAGCAAAACCCAUCAUGGCAAAAAGCCCUUUAACACUGUUGAAGAAGCUUCUGAGGCUUGUUUGGCGAAGCAAUGCGAAUUUGCUCAACUUAAUGAAGUCCCUGCUUCUGCCCAACGCAUGUUUGAUGAAAUGUCAAGCUCAAUGAUCAAAGCGCAAAGCUCAAAUUCAGCUGAAAGAAGCAAAGCUGGUCAUGGGAAAAAGCCCUUUAUUAAGGAGACAACUUUCAGUGCAAAGUUACUUGGAGCUGAAUGGCAAAAAAUUGGGAGAUUGAGAAAAGACCCUUUCAAGAAAAAGCAGGGCACAAAAUCAGCUGAUGGGUGUAAUACUGUAAUGAGAAAUCCUAAAGCCAAGAGGAGAAGCUUACUUGGAAUCCGAAGGCAAAAGAACGGGAAAUAUGGUGCUGUAAUUAGAGACCCAAUUAGGCAUAAGCGAGUAUGGUUGGGCACCUUUAACACUGCUGAACAGGCUUCCAAGGCUUAUUUGGCGAAGCAACGUGAAUUUGCUCAACUAGUUACAGCUAAUCAGGCCUGUAAUCAAUCCCCCAGCUCAAAUUCGACUAAAAAAAGUGGUGCUCCUAAAAGAUGCAAAGCUGAUUAUGGAAAAAUGCCCUUUAUUAGGGAGAUAUCUUCCUGUGACAAAAGACCCUUACUUGGUGUUGAAUCGCAAGUCAUGGGGAUAUUGAAAAAAGACCAUUUCAAGAAAAAGCAGGUAUGCUCGGGUACUCUUGAAUCUGUUAAAGAGGUAUCCAAAGGCAUUAUUAACUCAAACAUGCAUGGAUCUGAGAAAUUAGUAAAGGUAAAUCAAGGGAAAGAACCCAUAAUUUGUGUAGAAUCUUCUAAAGAAACCUCAUGUUUAAUGUCUAAAUCAUCUGAUGAUGGGCGUAAUAAUGUAACAUUAAAUCCUAAAUCCAAGUCAGGCUUACGUGGAAUCCGAAUGCAAAAGAAUGGGAAAUAUGGUGCUGAAAUUAGAGACCCAAUUAGGCAUAAGCAAGUUUGGUUGGGCACUUUUGACACUGUUGAAGAGGCUGAACGAGCUUAUUUGUCCAAGAAGUCUGAAUUUCAUAUGUCAUGCCAGAGAAAUAAGGAGAAUAAACCAAAGCAUUGUGAUCAAACCUUACAUGCUGCUAGUGUGGAUAGAAAUAAAAAAAUGGAUUCUCCCAAAACAACAUGUAUCGUUGGGGUUAACAAGAACAAGUGGGGGAAGUAUACAUCUGAGAUUAUAAACCCCAUUAGUAUGAAAAAGAUUUGGUUGGGGACUUUUGGCACGUAUGAAGAGGCUUCUCAGGCUUAUCAAUCUAAGAAGCUCGAGUUUCAGAAACUAGUCAAGCCAAAGAAGAAGUGUAAUAAGAAAAUUCAUGAGAAGCAAGUUGGGAAAGAGAAAUUAGUCAAUGUCAAUCAAGGCCAUGUAAAUUGUGAAGCAUUUCAGCCCAAAUCAACUGCUGAAGAAACUUUCCAAGCUAAUCAGUAUAUGAAAUUUGGCGUUGAGAGAUCAAAGGAGGCCGAUUUGCAAAGCAAUAUGCCAAAUGAGGAUGCAGAUCUGUGGACGGGACAAUGGGUGCAACUUCCAGGUGGCAAAGAAGUCAACUUUUCACUGAAACUGGGCUUACCAAUCAUUGAUAACUAUGGAUGUCUUUUAGGUGAGUUCAGCAGUUUGGACGAUCUCCGUAUAUAUCAAACGGAGGAUGACAAUGAAUAGUUUGAAAGUUUGUAAAAUGCAAGAAGAUUUUUUGGGUAGGACUCUGUAGAUAGUAGUAAUAUGUAAGCUUCUUGCAACUUUUGGUCUUAGUCAACAUGAUAAUGACAAAUGAUAUAUGUGCAUAUUCCUCUCCAUCAAAAUGAUAUAUGCACAUAUUAGUAAAACUAGUCAGUUGCCCUGA
This is a messenger RNA of Lycium ferocissimum, 2508 nucleotides long. RefSeq lists its product as uncharacterized. NCBI's taxonomy places the organism in Eukaryota, Viridiplantae, Streptophyta, Magnoliopsida, Solanales, Solanaceae. The record is from RefSeq and is a predicted model, not a curated record. Gene Ontology annotation, biological process: regulation of DNA-templated transcription. Gene Ontology annotation, molecular function: DNA binding; DNA-binding transcription factor activity. The transcript is spliced from 2 exons. The coding region runs from base 129 to 2327 and encodes 732 amino acids.